Messenger RNA from Camarhynchus parvulus, 2053 nucleotides. Its product is annotated as solute carrier family 12 member 4-like. Lineage: Eukaryota; Metazoa; Chordata; Aves; Passeriformes; Thraupidae. The transcript is spliced from 13 exons. The record is from RefSeq and is a predicted model, not a curated record. Gene Ontology annotation, biological process: cell volume homeostasis; chloride transmembrane transport; chloride ion homeostasis. The coding region runs from base 62 to 1897 and encodes 611 amino acids. Gene Ontology annotation, cellular component: membrane. Gene Ontology annotation, molecular function: potassium:chloride symporter activity.
AGGGGCAGCUGCUGCGGGACAAGUUCGGUGCCACCCUGGGCGGUGUCCCCGCGCUGUCCCCAUGUCCCUGGGCAGUGUCCCCAUGUCCCUGUCGUGUCCCCGCAGGUUCGGUGCCACCCUGGGCGGUGUCCCCGUGCUGGCCGCUGUCGCCUGGCCCUGGCCGUGGCUGCCCGUGCUGGGGGCGGGGCUCUCGGCGGGGGGGGCGGGGCUGCAGGCGCUGCUGGGCGGGUCCCGCCUCCUGCGCGCGCUGGCGCGGACACGGGCGCUGCCGCUGCCGCGCGCUCUGUCGCGGGGCCGGCUCUGGCCGCUGUUGGUGACCCUGCUGACCGCGGCCCUGGGGGUGCUGCUGGGCUCGCUGGACCUGCUGGCCCCGGUGCUCUCCGUGCUGUGCCUGACGUCACACCUGGGGCUGAACCUGGCGUGCGCCCUGCAGGGGCUGCUGCCCACGGCCGGCUGGAGCCCGCGCUGCCCGCUGUACCACUGGUCGGUGUCCCUGGCCGGGGCCCUGCUCUGCCUGUCCCUGAUGUUUGUCACCUGCUGGCACUGUGCCCUGCUGGCCCUGGGCAUCGGCGCCACCGCCUACAAAUACCUGGAGUUCCGCAGGCCGCAGCUGUUGGUGCUGUCCAAGCCCGGGGACCCCGGGCCCCCCCCCCGGCCCGAGCUGGUGGCUCUGGCCGCGCAGCUGCAGGGCGGGGGGCGGGGCCUGACCGUGCUGGGGGCGGUGCUGGGCGGGGCCCUGCACGAGAGAGGGCCAUGGGGGUCAAAGGUCAUGGGGGCUCACAGGGUCAUGGGGGGUUAUGGGGGGUCAUGGGGGCGGGGCGUGGCCGUGCUGGGGGCGGUGCUGGGCGGGGCCCUUGUAUUUUUGGCGCUGCGGGUGGCGCUGGCCCGGGCCGGUGCCCGCGGGUUCGUGCAGGUGCUGGUGACACCUGAGCCGGGGGCGGGGCUGGCGGCGCUCGUGCAGGGGGUGGGGCUGGGGGCGCUCCGCCCCAACACCGUCCUGCUGGGCUGGCCCCGCCGCUGGCGGCAGCAGCCGGACCCCGCCAGGGCCGCCAGGGACUUCGUGGAGCUGCUGCGGGUGGCGGGCGCGGCGGGCCGGGCCCUGCUGGUGUCCAAGGGCGGAGCGGAGCCCGGCCCGGCCCCGGGGGUGUCCCCGCUCCCAGGGGUGUCCCCGGGGGCGUCCCCGGCCCCGGGGGUGUCCCCGGGGGGGUCCCUGGAUGUCUGGUGGGUGGUGGGCACCGGGCGCCUCCUGACGCUGCUGCCGCUGCUGCUCCGACAGCACCCGGUAGGGGGCGCCACGGGGCGGGGCUUCAAGCGGGGGCGGGGCUUGAGUGUGGCGGGAAAUACCCCCCCCCCCUAUUCACGUGGGACCCUGGAAGGCCGAAAAAUACGCCUGGGAGCCCCAAAAUACCCCAAUCCAGGCCGGGCCGCUGCGCCGGGGCUGCCGGCACAGGUGCACGUGGUGGAGCUGCACGACGGCGCGGUCUCUGAUUACACGUACGAGCGGACGCUGAUGAUGGAGCAGCGCUCGCAGAUGCUGCGGCAGCUGCGCGGCGCCCAGGGAGGCCCCGCCCCCUCGCACCCGCCCAGCGCCGCCGAGGAGGAGGAGGGGGGGGGAGGGGAACCCCGGAGAGGGCCCAGCCCGGGGAACGUGCGGCGCAUGCACGCGGCCGAGCGCCUCAACGCCGCCAUCUUGGCGCACUCGGGGGGGGCGGGGCUGGUGCUGCUGGACCUGCCCCCCCUUCCCCCCCCGCGCCCCCACCGGCCCCGCGAGAACUACCUGGAGUUCCUGGAGGUGCUGACCGAGGGCCUGGGGCCGGUGCUGCUCGUCAGGGACGGCGACGGGGAUGGAGACCAGUGCUCCCAGUAUGGGACUGGGAAUGGCGAUGGGGAGCCCUGAGAGCCCAGUGCUCCCAGUGCUCCCAGUAUGGAACUGGGAAUGGCGAUGGGGAGCCCUGAGAGCCCAGUGCUCCCAGUGCUCCCAGUAUGGAACUGGGAAUGGGGACACCGGGGAGCCCUGAGAGCCCAGUGCUCCCAGUGCUCCCAGUAUGGGACU